AUGACCUUAGUAUCCGCCGUCAAAAGGAAACCAUCGGAUGGCGUCUACGCGGCAGCUCUCUGCUUGCACCUUUUGCUUUGGGUUUCGUGUGCCGUGUCCGAGGAGGAGCAUCAUCAUCACUUCAACGUUGAGGAAUGGCUACAAAGGUAUGGGUACCUUGUCCACUCACAGCCGGGAAUGUCCAUGCUGCGCUCAGUCCAGUCCAUGCACUCUGCUAUAGCAUCCAUGCAGCGAGUAUAUGGCCUCAAUGUCACCGGGAACCUGGAUGACAGAACCAAGGACUGGAUGCAGAAGCCAAGGUGUGGAGUCCCGGACAAAGGUACGUCCCGGUCUCGGCGGCGGAGGUAUGCGCUAACGGGACAGAAGUGGCAGCGUACGCACAUUACCUACAGUAUAAAAAAUAUCACGCCAAAGGUGGGAUCCCAUGAGACCCAUGAUGCCAUCCGACGAGCAUUUGACGUGUGGCAGGGAGUGACACCUCUGCGCUUUGAGGCUGUACCAUACAGCGCUCUGGAGACGAGCCGGAGGGAGGUGGACAUCACCAUCAUCUUUGCCUCUGGUUUCCAUGGUGACAGCUCCCCCUUUGAUGGAGAAGGGGGCUUCCUGGCUCACGCAUACUUCCCCGGACCCGGCAUCGGAGGUGACACGCACUUCGACUCGGAUGAACCCUGGACCCUCGGGAAUCCCAACCACGACGGGAAUGACUUGUUCUUGGUGGCGGUUCACGAGUUGGGACACGCCCUCGGUCUGGAGCACUCCAAUGACCCCACCGCCAUCAUGGCCCCCUUCUACCAGUACAUGGACACCGAGAACUUCAAACUACCUCAUGAUGACCUGCAGGGCAUACAAAAGAUUUACGGUCCACCAGACAGAGCGCCACAGCCCACCAGGCCUCCGCCCACUGUCCCGCCUCCUCGCUUCCACCCGCCCUCUGACCCCCGCAAACACGACCGCCACUCAUCCCGCCCACACAGACCUCCACAGGGCGCCAAACCUUCCAACCCCAACUCCAAACCCAACAUCUGUGACGGCGGCUUCAACACACUCGCCAUCCUGCGCCAAGAGCUCUUCGUCUUCAAGGACCAAUGGUUUUGGAGAGUACGGGACGGCUCUGUGGUACCUGGAUAUCCCAUGCAGAUAAACUACUUCUGGAAAGGCCUGCCUCCGAAAAUCGAUGCCGUUUAUGAAAACAGUGAAGGGAAAUUUGUCUUCUUUAAAGGAAACCGUUUCUGGGUGUUUAAGGACACGACUCUGCAGCCCUCAUAUCCUCAGGACAUCUCACUGUUUGGGAGUGGCAUGCCCGCCCAGAACAUCGAGACAGCUGUCUGGUGGGAGGACGCAGCCAAAACCUACUUCUUCAAAGGAGACAGAUACUGGAGGUACAAUGAGGAAAUGAGGACAAUGGACCCUGGUUACCCAAAACCCAUCACCAUCUGGAAGGGCAUCCCGGACUCUCCACAGGGAGCUUUUGUGGACAAGGCUAAUGGCUUUACCUAUUUUUACAAAGGUAAAGAGUACUGGAAGUUCAACAACCUUCUUCUACGAGUCGAGCCAGGAUAUCCCCGCUCCAUCCUGAGGGACUUCAUGGGUUGUGAUGGUCUCCCGGCAGACCCCGACUGGGACUGGAGCCCCCCAGUGGCUGAAGAACGUCACUAUGACAAUGGAGACGCAGACGUGGUCAUUAAAUUGGACAGCACGGGAGGCACAGAGAAGGCAGUGGCAAUAGCUAUCCCCUGUGUCCUGGCACUUUGUAUGAUGGUCCUACUCUACACAGUGUUUCAGUUCAGGAGGAAGAGCACACAGCGCCACAUACUGUACUGCAAGCGCUCCAUGCAGGAGUGGGUGUGA
Molecule: messenger RNA, 1848 nt
Organism: Boleophthalmus pectinirostris (great blue-spotted mudskipper)
Lineage: Eukaryota; Metazoa; Chordata; Actinopteri; Gobiiformes; Gobiidae
Gene: mmp16b
Product: matrix metallopeptidase 16b (membrane-inserted)
Exons: 10
Coding region: 1-1848 (615 amino acids)
Biological process (GO): collagen catabolic process; skeletal system development; proteolysis
Cellular component (GO): extracellular matrix
Molecular function (GO): metalloendopeptidase activity; zinc ion binding
Source: RefSeq, a predicted model, not a curated record